This is a messenger RNA of Phialemonium atrogriseum, 1543 nucleotides long. RefSeq names its product acyl-CoA N-acyltransferase. The coding region runs from base 80 to 1393 and encodes 437 amino acids. Gene Ontology annotation, biological process: siderophore biosynthetic process. The record is from RefSeq and is a predicted model, not a curated record. NCBI's taxonomy places the organism in Eukaryota, Fungi, Ascomycota, Sordariomycetes, Cephalothecales, Cephalothecaceae. The transcript is spliced from 2 exons.
AGCGACUGGCAGGACAUCCCGAGUCUGACCUUUGCCGGAGCCGAAAGCAUCUGCACCGCUACCCCAACCAAACGGAACCAUGGCAGCUAGACGGCUUGCAGAUUACGCAUCCGCCUCGGAUCCCAUAUUCAAGCUCCCGCAUCCGUACUUGACCGCAUAUUUCGUGGUCAAUGGGGAUAGCCAGGGCGCAUACCAACUCAAGGCCCGAGACCAGGGGAACGGCACUGCCCUUCCCGCAGGAUUCCAGGGCGACCCAGUUUUCGUCACCGAUCCCGAGGGCCUGAAAUCCAGCGACCGGCCCGACGAGUCCAACAACACGCCCUGGGGAAGGGCCCGAAGGAGCCCCUUAGUCACCGUCCACUGGAAGCAGGACAACCCCCCGGCUUUUGCCCAGCUAUGGCUCGCAAUAUACGCCAUAUUUACCGUUCGACCCAAUGAAGAGUACUUCCGUCUCCGGGUCUUUGGCUUCGGCGCGGAUGCGCUGUCCAGGCAGCUGAAAGCUGUUUCGCUUGCUGUUGACCACCCACGGCAGUCCAAGGAGUCCAAGGAGAAGCUUGACGAGCUCCUUGUGCUCCGGGGCGCCUUUUGGCAGGGCGCGGGCUCACCGUUUGGUCCUCGGCCAGUAUGGGUGCCGGCAGAGCACGAUGCAGACCAACAGCAGCAACCUCUGUCGUCGUACCCGCUGCCGGCACUGGAUUACACCAUGACUAAUGCACCACCUUCGGCACUCUGCUGGCACCCGAGACGGCCAACCAAGCCCCUCCCCGGAUCCGUCAUCUACAGCCGCUACAUUCCGCACCUCAAGGAAAACUUCUCCAUGGUCGCUCUCGACUACCAGAACCAGGAGCAUCUGGAUCUCUUCCACCAAUGGCAGAAUGACCCCCGUGUUUCCCAGGGCUGGAAUGAGACGGGCACGCUAGACCAGCACCGCGAGUACCUCCGCCGGAUGCAAGAGGAUCCGGCCCAAAUCGCCAUACUGGCCAGAUUUGAGGACGUCUGCUUUGCCUACUUUGAGGUGUAUUGGGCCAAGGAGGACCGGCUCGGAGCCUACUACUCGGCCGGCGACUUCGACCGCGGGCGGCACAGCCUGGUGGGCGACGUGCGGUUCCGCGGGCCGCACCGGGUGAGCGCGUGGUGGUCGAGCCUGAUGCACUACCUGUACCUCGACGAGCCGAGGACCAUGUUCGUGGUCGGCGAGCCAAAGUUCACCAACACGUCGGUGCUCAUGUACGACCUCAUCCACGGCUUCGGCAUGGACAAGUUCGUCGACCUGCCGCACAAGCGGUCGGCCUUUAUGCGGUGCUCGCGCGAGCGCUUCUUCCAGCUGUGCCCGCUGGAUGAAAAUGAGAAGGUUAUGGGUGGGUCUCUGCUUGGUUUGGUGCCGAAGCUGUAAUCUCUUGUUGUUUCCUUCUCUCCGUCGCUCUUCCGUUUUGACGUAAAAUGAAACGCAAGGCUUUGUUGGACGCAAGAUAGAAAUAAGGGUAUUAAAAGUUGUCUGGUUCGUGAUUCUGUCGUUCUAACGUACAGUACAAUAAAAUAAAAU